Messenger RNA from Solanum verrucosum, 1321 nucleotides. RefSeq lists its product as uncharacterized. The record is from RefSeq and is a predicted model, not a curated record. NCBI's taxonomy places the organism in Eukaryota, Viridiplantae, Streptophyta, Magnoliopsida, Solanales, Solanaceae. The transcript has 5 exons. Gene Ontology annotation, molecular function: tRNA binding; nucleotidyltransferase activity; double-stranded RNA binding. Gene Ontology annotation, cellular component: cytoplasm. Bases 171 to 1016 code for a protein of 281 amino acids. Gene Ontology annotation, biological process: regulation of translational fidelity.
AAGAUUUCGGGUCUACCAAUUUAGACCUCAUGACAUGUUAAGGUUGAUAAAAUGUGUGUAGCAAUUGGCGGCUGAACCUCCAACCAAAUAGGGCAUACAUAGUCUGUAGACUACACUUUCUUGAGAUAUAUAUAGAAAAAAACAGAGCAAAGUUGCAGCAGGGCAGCUUGAUGAAUUGCAGCAGACCCACAAAAAUAGUCCAAAUUCUGCCUAUUUUCAACUCUUUCAUAUACCCUUCUCGAGGGGUGGAAAAAAUUGGAUUUUUGAACUUGUGGGCAAGAAGUAGGAAGGGUUUUAGUGCAGUUAGUGUGAAGAAAAUGGCUUGGAGUUUGGAUAACCCUGAUGGGAAUGUGGAGACUAAGAAGGCUACAGUGUCUCCUGCAGCAGAAGAUUAUGGUCAAGAGGCAAUUGAAGCUAUCAGGGCUGGGAAAGUCAUAGCUGUUCCCACUGACACACUAUAUGGCUUUGCUUGUGAUGCUUGUUCUGCUGAGGCAGUGAAUCGUAUUUAUGAGAUCAAAGGACGUAAGCAUACAAGUCCUCUGGCUAUUUGUGUUGGCGAUGUUCAUGACAUAAAACAUUAUGCUGUGACAGAUCAUCUGCCUCAUGGCUUGCUUGACUGCCUGCUUCCUGGACCCGUGACUUUGGUCUUAAGGCGAGGUGAGUCAAGUAUCCUUGAGAAGUCAUUAAACCCUGGAUUAGAGAGCAUAGGGGUUCGAGUGCCAGACUGUAACUUCAUCAGGGUGAUUGCCCGUGGUUCUAGAAGUGCCCUUGCGCUUACUAGUGCAAACCUCAGCGGACAACCUAGUAGCAUAGACAUCAAAGAUUUUGAGAACCUCUGGGAGCACUGUGCAUAUGUCUAUGAUGGUGGAAUUCUUCCAGCUGGGCGAGCUGGAUCGACAGUGGUGGAUCUUACUAAGCUGGGGAAGUACAAGAUUCUAAGACCUGGAAGUGCAAAGGAGGAGACCGUUGCUAUCCUUGAAAGACACUCACUACUGGAAGAUGGAACCGGAGAUUAGCAAGCCACUGUUCAAGUUGAAGCUGUUCAGAAAAACGAACCUCGUGCCUGAGUUUGUAAAGAACAAUUCAUAAAAACUUGACUCGAUGCAGUUGUGCUUCCUUCGUGCUUCUAUUUGGAGUCGAAAUCACUUUGAGUAGAGGAGAGGAACACACGUUUGUUCAUGCAUUGUUUAGUUUGUUAAUGGAAGUGUUCUAGUCACUUACUAAAUAGGAUUCAAAGUGUGUUUUAUCAUUUCCCAUUUGAGAGCAUUUACAAUGUAAUGAAUCAUGUUGUAACAUGAAAGCUUAUGAAUAAUGAAUGGAA